Penicillium argentinense is the source of this 1044-nucleotide messenger RNA. RefSeq lists its product as uncharacterized. Bases 1 to 1044 code for a protein of 347 amino acids. The record is from RefSeq and is a predicted model, not a curated record. The transcript has a single exon. Lineage: Eukaryota; Fungi; Ascomycota; Eurotiomycetes; Eurotiales; Aspergillaceae.
AUGCAUACCCGGCAGAAACGCGUCAACUACCGAGUUCUGAAUGACGAAAGUGAUAAAGAGUCUUUGCCCGAGGAUCAAAUCGACCAAUCGAGCAAACCAAGCAGACCACCGAGCAACCUCACCCCUAUUCUCCCAGCCAGUCAAGAAGACGUGGACGUCCUCGCCAACACACUAGAUUGCGAGCUCCUACCUUCCGAGUCUGUGUCACAAGUGCUAGGAUCCCAAGAGGGCUCGACGGAUGCUAUAACUUCAAUCACAAGCUAUGUAUCCUCUCAGUACACCAAACGACCAGCGCCUGCUACUGAGUGGAUCUGGGGUUAUUUCGAGACCACAGCCAUUGAUCGUCCAUGGGUUAUCAAGAGGACUAGCAAGAGGAGGCUGGUCGAUCGAGAGAUUCGCUGUACGCACGUAGACGAGAAAUCGGGAACCCGCUGUGACUGGCAAACGUCAGAUUCCCAGAGGCAAAAUACAACCAGCAACAUGAAAACCCACUUGGCAAAGCAUGGCAUUUACUGUCCGGCCUCCAGUAUACAGCCAGCGAAGAAGGAACAAGACAUUCGGAGUUUCAUAGGUGGUAGACAGAGUCUCACCCAUCAGGAGGUCCUGGAAAGGAAUGCUAUUCGCUGGAUCGUGACUGAUAUGAAAGCCUUCACCACUGUCGAGUCUCCAGAGUUUCAGCAAAUGUUCCGAGAUAUCCCUGGGAUUGACCCUCCCUUCACAUCUCGCCACACCUUGCGGGAUCGAAUUAUGCAGGAGUUCUCCAUACAACGCACUAAGCUGAAGAGCGAGCUCACUUUGACUUGCAAAACCAUAUCCUUGUCGCUAGAUGUCUGGACAAGCCAGAAUCAACUUCCUAUUUUAGGGAUAAUUGGUCAUUGGCUGACUGACGAAUUUGAGUACCGCGAGAGAUUGCUAGAGUUCGCCGAACUUGAUUGCGAAUAUGCAGGAAACAAAAGACUCGGUAUACGCAUCAUUAUUCCGUGGAAAGUUCUUUGGCUUAACAGCCGUCGACCUUACAUCCCUACAGCCAGUAUCGCUGGCUAA